GAAAAUGUCUGAAAAAUAUUUCUUAUAUUCUGUUUAUUAGUAGAAAAAGGAAAAUUUUAAAGUAAAUAAAUUUUAAAAUAAAGACGUAACAUUUAAUUUGAAAGUUAACAAUUUGAAAUAAAUGUUAUACGCAUAGUGAAAUGAAAAAUAUUGGACUAUCAAAUUGAGAAACAAUAUAUUUUAUGUGUAAUUUAAAAAUUUGAAAAUGUCUUCAAACGUAUUCGAACCUGGAGAUAUAGUCUGGGUUAAGUUAAGUAACAGCUGGUGGCCAGGAGAAGUAUGGGAUCUAAAUGAAGUUCCAGAUGAUUUAAGUUCUCUAAAGAAAAAACCAAUUGCAGUUGUUAAAUUUUUCAAAGAAGAUUCAUAUGAGUAUGUAAAAAAUGUCAAUUCCAUCUACGAAUAUAAUUGUCCUAAAAAAAAUGACUUUAUUAAAAAAGGACUGGAGUCAAAAAGAUCUUCAAACAAUUCUUUUUCGGACAAAUUUCGUGAAGAUGUAAUAACAGCAGAAAAAUUAACCGGUGGGGAUAUAAACAUACUAGAAAAUUUAUCUAUAAACAAGCAAGCCUCUGCUACAAGGAGAUCCAACAUUGUAAAAAUGAUUUUUGGAGAUACAUCAUCACAGUCUAGCCAAAAGAAAACGCAACAAUCUCCUAAAAAUAAUCAGAAAUCUAAUUUAACCGAAAAAUCUCCAAGAAUUUUAAAUAACUUAAGAGGUCGCAGCGUUGUAACAGUAAAAAAUAUCAUUAAACCAUCUAUAUCAACGCCCAAUAUAAACAAUUCCCCUCAAAAAACGCACUUCCAAAGUUCGAACUCAAAUCCAAACACACCUUCAGCAGGGACUUAUAGAUGUCAUUUGUGUUCCUUUACAAGUAUGCGCCAAAAUGUCAUAAUUUUACAUUCUAAAACACAUUUAAAUCUAUCGGGAUCAUCCAGAUUAUUGCCAGAAAACAAUAGAUAUUCGACUCAAAACGUACCCAAAGAUAAUUCGAUAAUUGUGAUUGAUGAUGAUUCUGACAGUGAUAAUGUAAGUCGAACGCAUACCCCUCAAACUCUUGUCACAACAAUCGACACAUCAUCAGAUUCUCAAAUCAUUGAUGUUUCAUUAUCACCACAAGAAUCAUUGUCAUCAUCAUCUUCGGGGAACAAAACAAUAUCUGCUAAAAAAAUUUUACCAUUUAGAGCAAGCGCAAAUAGUGAUAAAAAGAAAAAAAUCAGGGGAAAUAAAAACACUAAUAUUUUUACUAGUAGUACACCUAUGAAAACAAACACUUCAAGUGAAAUGGUAGAAAACAUUGAUAUAGCAAAAAACAAAACCGAUCAUAUUCCGUUAAUUAAACCACCCAAAAAGCAAUUUCGGAAAGGAAUACUAAAAGACAUAUUUGAAGAUUGGAGUGACGAUGAUACUGCAUCGCAGAAUAACGUUAAAGAUGAUUCUAAUAGAGAUAUUUCGAAUAAAUCACCGGAUAACGAAGUUUCCUUAUGCAAAAAUAAAUCACAUGAAAAUUUAGGUUGUAGUAGACUAGAUGAAUCUGAUGUUGAAGUUCUGAAAAAUUUACAGCAAUCAGAGCGUAAUGAUAAAAAUAAAAGUCCUCUAACGAUCCAAAAAAUAAGAAAUAUACCUAAGAAGGACAGACAACGUAACAUUAUUCUUGAAGAUUAUAGUGAUUCCUCAUCAAAUAUUACUCCAAAUGCAAAUAUUAUUCUGGAAAAUCGUGAGACGAUUUCUUCUAAUGCCCAACACAGUGCAGAAACAAUCGAAGGUAGCUGUAACGAACCUAACUUAAAACAAAUUGAUUCUACUGGUACUACAAAUGCGCUUUCUAAAGACGCAUUGCAAAAUAAGAGCUUUUGCAUUAUGGAAAGUAGUGCAUCUGAAUUAAAUCAUCCGAAGACUGAUAACAACUUUGAUUCGAUUGAUAAAAUAAAUACAGAAAAUCGUUCUGAUAGUCCGAAAAUUAUAGUGGAAGAAAAAGUCGAUACCGAUUCCGAAAUGGAUACCGAAAAGAGAAGUAGUGUAGCUGUUGUUGAAACAACGAAUAAUGUAAUAGAGGAAACAAAUGAAAAAGACACAAUUGAAAAUCAAACAAUUAAUAACGAUUUAGUAACAGACGAAAAUUCACAAAAAGAUAAUUGCGCAUCGGAUCGGCCAGUCGAAAGUGAGCAAAUUGAAAGCCCGGAAUUCGAACCAAUUAAUGACGUUAACGAACCCGUUGAAAAAGAGACUCAAUCUGAAGAACCUUCUUCUAAAGUUAAUGAUGUAGAAAUGCUUGUGGAACACAGUAAUUCAAUAAAUAAUAAUUCAAAAGAAGCAGAUAUAUUAUUAGAAAAAAAUAUAGUUGAAAACCAGAACAAUUCAAAUUUGGAUAAAGCAGAUAAAAUUUCAAGUGAAAUUGAAUCAAAUUCAAAAGAAAAUGGAAAUAUUACUAAAACACUGAUAUCAGAUAACGCAAUGGAGUUAGAUCAAAAUGUAAAUGUUAACGAAUUCAACAAAAAUUGCAAAGUAGGUAUGUCGAAUGCAGAAGAGAUAUUUGACAAAAAUGACAAAGAAUGUCAAAUUCAGCGAGAGCAAAUUUCAUGUAUUGAAAAUGAAGAAAACGAAAUAGUUGAAAAGCAAAGCAAUGGAUCAGAAAAUGCUAAUGUAGAAGAUGUUAUUGAAGAAUUACAAAGAUCAGUCGAAAUACCAGAGGAACAAGAAGAUACAAGUGAAAAAUCUUUGGAAAUGGUGAAACCACACGGGCGUAAUAAACGUUUUGUUGCCCAUUUAAAUAAAAGUUUGAGCAACAAAAUAAGAAAGUCAUCUCGUAAAUCUGACAACAUAUAUAAGAUUUUGGGGCGAGAAAUAAGCACUCCAUCCCCUGUUGUUGUUGUUGACUCACCACUUCAUGUACAAAUGGAAGCUCCUACAAAUUCUCAGUAUGAAACAAAUACUCAAAUAGUUACUGAAAAAAUGAAUGAAAUAUCUGACGAAACCCCAGAAAUAAUACAAGAAAAUAGUGAAAUAAACGAAGAAGAUGUGAAUAAAGAAAUACGUGACAUUGAAAAUAUUGAAAUAAACGAAGAGGAUACAAAAACUCCCCGAAAAAUGAAAAAGAAGUCGAAGCAGGAUUCCACAGAGAAAAAGCGGACAGAUUCUGAUAGAUUCAUUGAAUUCUUGGAAAAUGAAAUAAAAGCUACGCCCUCAGAGUUACAAGAAACUGAAAAGUGUGAGCAGGAAAAGGUUAUGACUGAAAAUCUGCCAAUCCAAGAAAAACCUGUUGGUAGAACAUUAAGAGAACGUAAGAUCCGAAAGGAAUAUACAGAAAUUGACGAAGACAGUUUCACAGGAGAGGAAAAACUUCAAUAUCACCAAACUGACAUUGAAAGUACAAAGCUAGAAAUGAAAACUGAGAAAGCUAAAGAAUCAGACGAACCAAUAUCCCCUAUAAGUAAUAACUUAAAAUCCUCCAAACCCAAAAAAGUUGGAUCUAGGCAAAACAAAGCUACAAAAAGUCAAGUUUUGGAUACUAAACCUUCAGAUUUUUCAGAGGAUAGAGAAAUAAUUCCAAAAUUAAUAAUAAAAUCCUCAAAAGAAUCUGGUAAGGAAGCCACUUUAAAAGUAAUGACUGUUUCCUCUAAUGUAACAGAUAUUGAAAAAACAACUGAGGAAAAAAUGAAUACGGAAAAUGAAGUUAAGAAGGGAAUUGAAAAAGUGUGCCCAAAAUCUCCAAAAAAGUCACCAAAAAAAUCUUAUUCUAAACAAAAAUCUGUCGAAAGAAAAUUGUUUCGGAAAGAUUCUGUGGAACAGCAAAAAGUGGACAAAAUUCGUAAGGAUGACACUCCAGCUACAAUUUUUGAUUUCCAAGAGGAAGAUGACACCGAACUCGUACUAACAUCGCUUUCAAAACUUAAAAAGAAAUUUAUGUCCCCAGAUAAACAAAAGGAAUCUGAUUUAUUUCCGUCAAUGGAUAAAGAAAAACAGAAACAAAUAGAAAAAGAGGACGAAAAAUUAAAGGUUGAAAUCGAAAAUUUGUUGAAUGACACAAGAAUGUCGGACAUAUCGCUAGUUAAAACACCAAGCAAAACAGUUUCAACAACAGUAAAUAACAGUACUAACCUACAAAAUUCAGUAACAUCUGACGAAGUCAAAACUUUACCAAUCAAAGAAAGGGGUAAAAGAUUUUUCAAAUCUAGAAAUGUAUCUCGUAAUGAAGAACAUCAAACGGUUCCAUUGUCCUUGAAUACAAGCACUCAUACUGAUAAGGCAACCAACAAUAACAUGUCUGCAAUAACUACCGACUCACUUGCAGAUCUCCAAAAAUUAAGUGAAGUGAAAAAAUUAAACUUAAAUGAAAAACAUCAAGAAAAACAAUCGAAUGAAAUAGACGAAAUAUUGACUUCUGAUACGGUUGAAAAAUCUGUGGAGCCAAAGACAGAAGAAGUGAAUGCUGUUGGUUCAAUUAAAGGAUCUGAAAUUACAAAAGAAGACGAAUUUGAAAUGGGAAAAGAAUUAGAAGUAAAUGAGAGGGAUAACAUAUUGCUGGAAACAUCUAAAGAUUUACAUAUUUCAACUACAAAUUUGAAAGACAGCCGUAGUGAAUCAAAUAGUAAUUCCAUAUUAAAUGAAAAUGGAUACAAUGUACAAACUAAAGAGAAGGAAAGAAAAAGAGGCUCACUUGAACUGAAAACAAAUGACUUAGAAAAACUUGAAAAUGAAGGAAAUUUGGAAAAUUCUACUAACCCCGAAACGAAAUCCGUUUCUCUCAAUAGCUACGACACAAAUUUAAUCGAAUCUACAAAAGUAGCCCCAAUUUCAUUAAACCAAAAUGUGUUAUUAGACACGAACUUAGACCUGCAAAUUACCCCACAUUCUGUUGAUGAAGAAAUAUCUGUUCACAAAGAAGAAAAUAGAAGUAAUUCACAGAUUAUUUCUGACGAAAAAACUGAAAAUGAAACGUCUGGAAAUAAUAUAACUCGUAGAAGACGUUCCCACUUAAAAGUUACACCUAGAAAGAAAAAUGUGCUUGAAGAAGGUACUGAACUUGGAAAACACCAGCAGGAAUCUCAAUUCAGAGGAGAAUUUGGAGUUGAAAAAGAACCGCAAAAACCGACACAAGACAAUGAUCAAGAUAUUGUUAAGAAUACUGAAAAAGAAGAAAAUUCUCACUUAAAAAUAGAAGAAGUCUCGCCUAAAAUGUCACCAAAAAAAUCUAACGAAAACAUCGGUCCACAAAGUGAAAAUUCAACUGAAAAGGAAACAGCUCACAAUGAAAUUUUAAAAAACAUAGCUUUGGAUAAUGUUGACCCAGAAACAAUUAGGGGCAAAAAUGAGUACCCAAUAAAAGGAAAUUUGUCACAGAAGGGAAAAAAUGAGUCUGAUGUUGAUUCUGUAAAAUCUGAUACAGUAAUUUCUGAGAAAUCUUUGCUAAAUGCAUCUGAUGCAAUAAUUUCUGAGAAAUCUUUUGAAAAUGAUCAAAAAGAUAAAUCCCAUCCAGUAAAUAACACCGCUUUGGAAAAACUACAAAAUUCAAAAAAUUUAGAAGAUGAAAAAGCAAAAACUAAUUCUGAUUGCAGUGAUGCAAAAAAGGAAAUUAUUGUUCCUUCAUUUUUUAGUAUUGGAGAAGAAAGUAAAUCUGAAUUAAAUAAAGAAGAAGCUAAAAGUGAUAUGCCUAGUAAAACCGAGAAAGUGCAAACAGAAAAAUCUAUUACUGAACAAUAUGAAGCUAAUUUUGUCGAAAAAUACAUGAAAGAUGCAGGUAUGUUAAAUUUAACUCCUCUUAAAUAUGAUAUGCAACUUGGAACAUCUGCAGAAUUAACAAAUAUUACGCCAAGGACCCUACAACCUGAUUCUUAUCAAGAGAGUGUGAAAGAACCAGAAAAUACUGAUUCUAUUGCAAAAACAUAUAAAUCAAUAACAUUGGAAGACAUUAAACAAACUGAACUUCACAAUAUCGAUUUAGAAAAAAUUCAACAAACAGAAAUUGUUGUCAACAAAACAUAUGAAAUUCCGUUAAUAGAACAAGCAAAAGCUAUAGUUGCAAAAGUUAAUGCAACUGAAUCUUUGUCUGACAUCAGAUCUUUCCGCCCAAAGCGAAAAUAUCCUAGUCGACAAUCUUCUAUCUCAGUAAGUACUGAAAAUUUAAGCAGCGAACUGUUAACACAAUCCGAAGAUGUGCCUCUUAAUUCUUUAAAACAGUCUAUUGGGGAGGAAAAUGCUUCUGAAAUUAAAAUACCAGAUAAACUUAACGAAAAGGAAAAUGACGAACUAAUUAAAAAUUCCAACAAUUGUGGUUAUGACGAAAGUGGUAGCAGUAUUUUAGGCAGUAGUUCAUGUCCCGACUUCCACAUUUUAAAAGCUGUUGAUCGUUUGGCUGAAGCACAACAAAAUACUAAUUCGACUCAGAUACAAUGUAGAACCUCCACUUCACCGGGGAAUACUAGAAUUACUGUUGACAGCGAAAAUCCUCUAGCGACACAAAUUGCAAACAUUUUAGCAACGGGAUCUGAUACUAAAAGUAUAAAAACUAACGAAAUUUCCAACAAAUCCGUUAACAAAAUUACUACAUUAACAUCUAUCACAAAAAAGAGAAAACUAUCAAUUGAGGAAGACAUUCCCACCUUUAUCAUUGACAAAACAGCUUCAGUUAAUACGCCUGUUAUGUUAAAUGAAGCUUUAAAAGAAACAACUAUAAAAAAUGCACCAGAAAAGCCCCAAAAGAUAUCAGAAAGUCAGAAACCCGGAAGUGUUAAGAAAUUAUUACUUGUGCCACCAAACAGCUUACAAGAAGAAAAAGAAAAAAAUACUUCCGGAAAUGAACAACACACUAGUGCGAGAGAAAGUAGUACUACUGAGAAUUUGUUAAAAAAUCUAAAAACUAAAGAAACUAAGAAGCAAGUCAACGAAAAUUCGUCCGCUACCAUAUCAACUACAGAUGCGGCUUCUACAGAAAAUGUUUUUGAUAUAUCAACUUUGCCAAUCUUGCUAACAACAAAUGAGGAAAUGCUACAAGAUAAUAUUCAAUUCGUUAUAACCCAAGAACCUGUACUACCGCAUGAUGAUCGCCAACAAACUGUAGAACAAAUACUUACUCCAAACGCUAAAAAAAUUCGAGGCAGGCCGCGAAAAUCAGAUCCAUCUUUACCUCAGACUACAUGUACUAAUUCACCGGCAUACAAUCAAAUAUUAUCAAAUAAUGUGACGCAACAAAAGCUUCCUUCUAAAAUGGCACAACAUACAUCUUCAUUAAAUUCCACUCAACAUUCAGGUUUUAUUAAAAAAUCACAAUCGGGUAUUACGUCUGCUUUAUCUCAAAUUUCAACUGUUGAAAGUUGUAGUCAAACCUAUAAUGUUAAAGCAACUAGCAGUCGCGAAUUAGGCGUUGAUUCUUCGGGGAAUAGUAUUGUUCUAAUUCAGUAUGGCAAAAAUAAUCAAAAAUUAAUGAAAAUGCCCAAAACACCAACGGAACAAACUACAAGUUUAGACGAAAAAACGGUCUCUAACGAAAAUUCUAUUAAAACUUCAGAAAAUAUCCAUAAACAGCAGUUAGGACAAUUAUCUCAACCACAGCAACAACCACAAAUUAAAAGCUUCCCUAAUCAAAGAAGUGGUCAAAUUGUUCUUCCUAACAAAGGCACUGACAAUAUAACGCAAUCUACAAAUGUACAGCACGGAAAUCAAUUCACAAAUAAUCCUUCAAGUUCAAACGAAGUUGUUGUUACGCCUUUGUAUGAGAGUGGAACUGUUGCACAAAAACCGCCACACCAACAAUUAACGCAAAUUUCUCAACAACCUGGAGCACAAAAUAGUAAACCGAAAAAAUCGCAUCUGCAAAGGACAACCUAUGUUGGCGGUGAAAAUAGUGAGGUAAUUAUACGACAAAUCCAACAACAACAACAAGAACAGCAACAACAAAAGCAGUGCCAACAAAUGACUAACGCGUUUAAUCAACGUGGCAGAAAACGUAAGGAACUAGAAACGCCUAUAAUACCACCAAAUCAAAACUUAAAUACUCAACAACGAAAUAAACAACAGAAACUGGAGCAACCGCAGUCUCAGCAACUAAAUCAAACGAAACUAUCAGCACAUAAUCAAGUAGCAUCUUCUUCGUCCAGCAUACAUUACGACAACACAAAAACGCAAAUAUUACCACAAAUAGAUUCAAAUUCCUGUGCAAUACCUAACCAAACACAAAAUCAAUCACAAUUACAACCGCAAGCUACUUUACCACAGCAAACAUCUAUACAACAGCAGCAGCAGCAUCAACUUCAACAACAACAACUUUUGCAACAACAGCAGCAACAACAUCUUCAACAACAACAGUUACAACGACAACAACAACAACAGCAAAAACAGCUUCUUAUCGAGGAAGAGAUUGCUGCUAACAAAAUAAUGGCUGUCCCAGCAAAUCAUUUUGGAAUACCUGGAAGCGCUUAUUAUCUUUGUUCGCAAGACAAUGAAGGAAAUUAUAUGCCGAUUGAUAACCAAGAACUAUAUUUAGAUCCAGAAAGUAAUCAAUUAGUACCAUUGUCAGUUUUAAAUGCGAAGACAGUUGCCACCGCUGCACCGGAUGGUUCAGGAAUAAUCGAUGGCAGUCAACAAAUGAAUUUAAUGGAAACAGGUACUGAUUCGACAAAUAUUUGUAUUGAUCCGGCUAAACAAAAUUCAGAUAACAGCGCUAUUGCAAGUAACACUACGUCAGUAGAUAACGUCGACGUUGGCCAGCAAUUUGUACCAACUAAUAAUUUGACAGCUGCAGAAUUAUCAAAUAUAUUGAGUCCAGAUCAAUCAAUCUGCAUAAACAUUGAUGGACAACAAUUAAUAUUAGAUCAACAAAGUUUUUUGGCGCUGGUAGCCGCUGGGGGUGAAAAUACCCAACUUGAAACACAAGAUGGUCAAAUUCUACAGUUAACUGGCGAAUUUUUAGCUGCGCUUGGUAUUGGGGUUAAUAAUAAUGAAAAUGUUAUUUCGACUGAAAGUGGUGCUAGUUGUAGUGGUGGAGAUGAAAAUUCGUCAGGAGGUGGAGAGCAAAUUCUCCUACAAACAGCCAGCCAGGACAUUGCAGCUAGCACCGACAUAUUAGCAUCAGCAUUAAUUGAUGUAUUGCAAAUUGAAACAAGUCAGGUGUCCUUAGUAAACACUGGAGGUGUUGGUGUUCCCGAAGAAGGCUUAGGACCCGCUUUUCAGGCAUUAACACCACCGGUUACAGCUCAAACAAAUGAAACAAAUGCACUUUUGACGCAACCUCCAAUUAUGUCAACUUUGGAAGUACCUUCUAAUAAAAAGAAACCAUCAAAGCAAUUGGAUAAUGAAACACUUUUAUUAAAUACUAUAAGUGGAGUGUCUAGUAAUAUUAAUAAUAGUGUUAAUAAUAAUAAUGUUAAUAACGAACAAAAUAAUAAUAUAUCUGGAAGUAAUUCAGUUAAUUUAAAUAAUACUGAAAGAAUAUUAGCGACACCACAAAAUUUAGAAGAUUGUAUUGCAUUUAUUGGAGUGUCUACACAAUCAACAACAGUACCAUCAUCAUUAGAAUUACCAAUAACUGUAACUAAUCCAGCAAUAGCUCCACCAAAAACUACAGCCCCUUUAGGUGGCUUAUUUAAUACAAAAAGUUUAAUAGUCGAAUCAAGUCAAAUAUCACCACAACUGGUAAGUUCAAUAAGCUCAGAUCCAGAAUUACAGUUAGAAUUAUUUACAACAUCAUCAGCGUCUUCAUCAUCAACUAGUGGUACCAAUAAUAUUAAUAAUAACAAUAACAAUAGCAAUAGUAUCAUUUCAAAGAAUACCAAAGACGAUGGAGUCGCUGGUGAUAAUAUUGUUGCUAACAACGUUGAAAUUGAAAAAUUUAAUGACAAUUCUAAACAAGAUGUAGUAUGUGUUGAAAGUGGUCUUAGUGAUUUUACAAAUCAAUCAGCAAUUGGAAGUUUAAGUUUUGAAGAUCCAAACAGAUAAUAUCCACUGAAUUUUUUUCUUUUAAAUUAAAUUAAACUUUGUUGAAAAGUACAUAUUUUUCUUUAAUUCGGUUUUAAUUUCUUAUUGUUACAUAAAUGCCUAAAUUUUUUUAAAAUGGCGCCUAAACUAAUUAAUUUUUUCCAUUUAGCUUAUUUUCAUUAUGGAAAUGUACAAAAAUGAUACAAUUUUAUCAUAUUUAAUAUUUAUAUUUGAAUUAAAAACAAAUUUUAAAUGGUUCAUUUUCAAAUAGUAAAACGAAAAGUGCAAAAUAUUUAAAUAAUCCUUAAGAUCUCUUUUGAGUUGUAUUUUAUUAACUUAAGUUUUGAAAAAUAAGAAAGUUUUUGAUUUGAUUGCUAUUGAAUUCCAAACAAAAAAAAUGUAAAUAUUUUUAAAAAUCAUUCUCUA
Molecule: messenger RNA, 10330 nt
Organism: Condylostylus longicornis
Lineage: Eukaryota; Metazoa; Arthropoda; Insecta; Diptera; Dolichopodidae
Exons: 10
Coding region: 206-9925 (3239 amino acids)
Source: RefSeq, a predicted model, not a curated record